Molecule: messenger RNA, 2007 nt
Organism: Protopterus annectens (West African lungfish)
Lineage: Eukaryota; Metazoa; Chordata; Ceratodontiformes; Protopteridae
Gene: ANKRD63
Product: ankyrin repeat domain 63
Exons: 2
Coding region: 158-1411 (417 amino acids)
Molecular function (GO): protein binding
Source: RefSeq, a predicted model, not a curated record
CUCACUGUAGUCGUAUCUGUUAUUUAGCCUUCAAACUGACUUUUUAGCGCAGAGCAGCAUUGCUAUGCUAAUUGCAGACGUGAUAAGCUCUGGAACACUGUAAGUGCAUGUAUAACCCUAAUUUAUAAGAAUUAUUUCAACGUUAUUCUAGACAAUAAUGAUGAUCAGACCUAAAGAUUUGUGCCAAAGUUCGGGCACCAAGACUUUCUUGGAAGCGAUGCAAAAUGGUAAAGUGCACCUGGCGCGCUUUGUCCUGGAUGCCUUGGAUUGCAGGAUUCUCAACUCCAGGACUGAGCAAGGCAAAACUCCUCUGAUGUUUGCUGUCACUCUCUCCGACCCUGGCCUAGGAAUGAAGUUCACAAGGCUACUUCUGGAAAAAGGUGCAGAUGUGAAUGGACAAGAUGAACAUGGACGCACCGCCCUAAGCUACGCCUGCGAACUGGGCUACCUAGAGAUAACAAAGCUACUUGUCCAGUUUGGUGCUGAUCCUGAAGUACCGGACAUAUGGGGCAACAGCCCUCUUAUGUACGCUGCCUCCUCUGGUCACAAGGAGGUCUUAGAAUUCCUCAUCAAGGCAUUCAAAAGACUGGGGCUUAAGCUGGAUAGUAUUAACCAAGCAGGACAUUCUGCAGAGCAGAUCGCCAACUUUUUUGGUCACAGCCAUUGUGUAGAGACAUUGAAUACGUUCAGCAAGAAGCGGGCUGAUUUGGCAGGGUACAGUCCAGAAAUGGGAGGAUCCAGAGAAAGCAGGACAGGUACCUGGAAAGCGCAAAGGAGACCAAAUCGUUUGCCCCUGCAGGUCCUGGAGCGUUUCAGCAAGCCUUUCCACAGCUCAGGAAAGAGCGCAGAAGAGCACCUCACCAGCUUGUUUAAUAGGCAGGCAAGGUUGCAUGGACAACAAGACAGGGACAACCAGAAGUGGCAGGAUAAUGAACAAGGUGUCAGACCGGAACAUGGGAAUGGACUUUUCUACUUGGAACACCAGCCAAGACCCCUGGGCACCUGGGCACUGAGUAAAUCGGUGAACCAGCUAGCAUUUGAGGAGAAACUGGAUACGAAAGACGGUGCGGUCAUUCCGUGUAGGGGUAGUACCUUCACAGCUAGCACUCCUUCUCCUAGGUGUAGAGAAAGACAGACAGCUUUCUCCCGCAACAAGUGUCUUUCUCUCACAGACGACCUCGAGGUUCCCCCAGACUCCCUGAUUGCUUCCAAAGGAUCCCUCAUUAGAAGGCGCUUCCUGGCACCAAACUCCCCUUCUGGCACUUGUUCUUCUCGCCUUACAUCCAGCCCCCAAGAGGCGGUCCAGCUGUGUUUGCCUGCGGCUGAGAAGGAGAGGGAUGAGCUCCAACAGUCUUUUGAGGUAAUACUGAAUGUCGGGUUGGGGCAGAGGCAACGGGGCAACCAGUGGUAGUCAUCUGUGUGAUACCGGGUGACAAGUAUGGACUUUGCGGAGUGCCACUGGCUUCACAGUUAAAUUUUUAAGAGGACUGAAUAGAAGCUUGGAGAAAUGCAGUCUAGUGGAGUUUCCAAUUUCUGUCAUCGCCAUCUGCAGGUCACAGCUGGAAUCACAACCGAUAACAAAAAAAAAUAUGUUUAGAAAGCAAAACAAAGACCUCCAAAGUGUUUAACUGUUGCAAGGUAUAUUUGGACAUCAGUAGCUGAUUUUUUUUCUUGAUGGCCUCAUACCAUAGUGAUGACGUCUUGUGCAUUCCAAAACAUUACAAGUAAACCUACAACCAACCAAAACCUUCAGAGAUGCACUGUUAAUCAAGAAGGAAUUGCAGUUUAAAACAAAUCAUUUAAUUGUGUGCAAAGAAAAACUUUGGAAUUUAUAUGUAAAAUAAAUUAUCAUUAUAGACUCAAACAAAUUGCAGAGUAGUUGUAAUGCUUACUGAUAUAUAGCCUUAUCAAAUAUUGUAAAGCACCUAUUACUAACUAGUUAGAGCCAUUGGCUUGUUUGCUUGUUCCAGCAUCAACACUAAUAAAAGAACAGUUUGAAAAGGAAAA